GACCUGCGCAUGCGCACUGACUAUCCGUGCGCGGACCCUGGUAGGCGCGUGCGAGGGUUGCGCAUGGAUCCUGCCAAGCCGCCGCCGCCGCUGAAGAUGUCGAGCCUGACGUCCGCCAGCUGCGAGCCCCCGGGCCCCGAGCCGCAGGAGAAGAAGCCGCUGAAGCCCUGUUGCGCCUGCCCCGAGACCAAGAAGGCGCGAGAUGCCUGCAUCAUUGAGAAAGGGGAGGAGCACUGCGGGCCCCUUAUUGAGGCUCACAAGGAGUGCAUGAGAGCCUUGGGGUUUAAAGUAUGAGCGAGAUGAGCAGCAUGGUGAUUUGCUGUUGGGUGACUGGUUUCUCGGGUGGCUGAACAAUUUUAAGUUAUUUCUGUAAGCUACUUCAAAGAACAAACUUAUGAGAAAUCUAUUUAUAAAGAAUUUCUAAUAAAAAAAUAUGUAUAUUGCCUCUGUGGCACCUCCAUUAUCUGAUCUUGACUGGCUGAUAGAGAUAUAUUUUCCUCUUAAUAAAGGAUUUAAAAAUGCUCA
Messenger RNA from Gopherus evgoodei (Goodes thornscrub tortoise), 525 nucleotides. RefSeq names its product cytochrome c oxidase copper chaperone. The transcript is spliced from 4 exons. The record is from RefSeq and is a predicted model, not a curated record. Gene Ontology annotation, molecular function: copper ion binding; copper chaperone activity. Gene Ontology annotation, cellular component: mitochondrial intermembrane space. The coding region runs from base 10 to 294 and encodes 94 amino acids. Lineage: Eukaryota; Metazoa; Chordata; Testudines; Testudinidae. Gene Ontology annotation, biological process: mitochondrial respiratory chain complex IV assembly.